Molecule: messenger RNA, 1099 nt
Organism: Erigeron canadensis
Lineage: Eukaryota; Viridiplantae; Streptophyta; Magnoliopsida; Asterales; Asteraceae
Product: 30-kDa cleavage and polyadenylation specificity factor 30-like
Exons: 2
Coding region: 138-815 (225 amino acids)
Molecular function (GO): metal ion binding; RNA binding
Source: RefSeq, a predicted model, not a curated record
GCUUUGACUUUUGAUGAUCAUUUCAUUUAUUCAUUUCCUAACACCCCACCCAAAAUACCAUUCAACCCACCUCCCAAUUUUUCAAUUUGAUCACCCUUUCUCUCUACCAUUGCUAGGGUUUUAUACCUCAAUUGAUUAUGGAAGAUGGUCUAAGCUUCGAUUUUGAAGGUGGUUUAGAAAAAACAGAGCCAACCCAACCAACUGCAUCCAGACCAACAAUUCACCAAUCCACUGAUCCAAAUAUCAAUAAUAAUAAUAAUAAUAAUAAUAAUGCAUCAUCAACUUCUGCAACAACCAUCAAUUCAAUUUCUGGUGAUCCUGCAAAGUUCUCUGGUGGAAAAAGCUACCGAAAGACGGUGUGCAGGCACUGGCUCCGUGGACUUUGUAUGAAAGGUGAGGGAUGUGGGUUCCUUCAUCAGUAUGAUAAAUCAAGAAUGCCUAUUUGUCGGUUUUUCCAAUUGUAUGGAGAGUGUAGAGAACAAGAUUGUCUUUAUAAACACACCCUUGAAGAUAUUAAGGAGUGUCACAUGUACAAGCUUGGGUUUUGUCCAAAUGGGCCUGAUUGUCGAUAUAGACACGCGAAAUUACCAGGACCUCCUCCUCCGGUGCAAGAAGUACUUCAGAAGAUUCAGAAAUUAACUUCCCACAGUUAUGGGAAUUCUAGUCAGUUUUUCCGAAACCGUAAAGCUAAUAACUCUCGGCAAUUAGAAAAAUCUCAAAUUUUACAAGGUGGUGCAAUGGAUUUUGGUGCAAGGCAGCCUGUGCCCCUGCCACAUCAGCAGCAGCAGGAGCAGGUUCCACAAUUCCAACAAUAGGUUAGCCAGAUAUCUUGCGUCCAACUACAUAAAUGGUAAACAAAUCAAGAACACAUAAAUUUAGCGCCCCUGCCUCAAGGAACCUCUAGGUGUGUUCAUAGAUCUAUAAUCAUAUUCAGAUAUUUAAUCAUACUUGAUACCAUGACUCCAGAGUUAACAGUUUUCAUUUGCACACAGCUCAUAUUUUUAGUCUGAUCACAGCUAAUGUGUAAUUUUUUCUUGAAUUCAGUGUUUAUUACAUUUAUAUGCCAUUAGCAAUUUAGCGAGUCUGAUUAGAUUUCAAA